Apus apus (common swift) is the source of this 6678-nucleotide messenger RNA. RefSeq names its product nuclear receptor subfamily 3 group C member 1 (gene NR3C1). Gene Ontology annotation, molecular function: sequence-specific DNA binding; steroid binding; DNA-binding transcription factor activity. Gene Ontology annotation, cellular component: nucleus. The record is from RefSeq and is a predicted model, not a curated record. The transcript has 9 exons. Lineage: Eukaryota; Metazoa; Chordata; Aves; Apodiformes; Apodidae. Gene Ontology annotation, biological process: regulation of DNA-templated transcription; nuclear receptor-mediated glucocorticoid signaling pathway. The coding region runs from base 313 to 2634 and encodes 773 amino acids.
AGGGAGCCGCGGAGGACGCGAGUGGGGAAAGGGCGGAGGGGGCGAAGUCCACGGAAACAAUUAGCGCUAAUUAACGGAGGGGGCGCCGCGGCACGGCGGGGAUUCGGUCAGGGGCUCGGGCCGGCGAGAGGAGGAGCAGCAGCAGCGGGGGGAGCGGUAGCGGCCGCCGCGGUCAGCGCAGGGGCGGCUGUUGCCCCCUGCCCGCCGCUCCCGCGCCCCUCCGGGCGCUGCCGCCGCCGCCCCGGGGCGCGAUGGCAGUUGGCGGCUGAAGGAGCCUCAGCGCCCCCCCCUGGACGAGCUAAUGAUAAAGUAAUGGAAUCCAAAGAAUUGCUUAACUCGUCAGAUCAAGACGAAACAAGGAAAAAUGCGCUCAUCAGUACCAAAGCAGGGAUCGUGAUGGACUUUCAUCCACCCUUCAGGGGUGGAGCUUCUGUACAAGCCCCUGUGUCUGCAUCUCCUCUCCCCACGUCUUCUCAGUCAGAUUCCAGUCAGCAACCUGCUUUAGCUGACUUUUCAAAAGGAUUAGUAAACAAUGUGCCUCAGCCAGACCUUUCCAAGGCAGUAUCGCUCUCGAUGGGACUGUACAUGGGUGAAACAGACUCCAAAGUGAUGGGAAACGACCUCGGAUUUUCGCAGCAGGGCCAAAUCGGCAUCUCCUCUGGAGAAACGGACUUCAGGCUCCUGGAAGAGAGUAUUGCGAGCUUGAACAAGUCCUCGAGCCUGGCCGAGGACGCGAAGGGAGCAGGAUCUUCUGAGGCACCGCUGGAGCUGGAUUUCCCAGGCAUGGCUGGCCGCAGCGUCCCUUUAGAGUCAGGAACUGCAGUCCCAAGCCAGGUUGGCUCGAAUGGUGGCAACUUGAAAAUAUUCUCUGAAGACCAAAGCACCCUGGAUAUUCUCCAGGAUUUAGAAUUGCCACCGGUAUCGCCUGGCAAAGAGCCCAAUGGGAGCCCGUGGAGGCUCGACCCAUUGCUGGAUGACGGGGGCUUACUGUCCCCUAUAUCUGCAGAUGAUGCAUUUCUCCUGGAAGGAGGUCUUGGUGAAGACUGCAAACCUCCUAUUUUAUCUGACACUAAACCUAAAAUUAAUGACUGUGGUGACCUUUUACCCAGUUCCAAAAUGCCAAUGCCUCAAGUGAAAACAGAAAAGGAAGACUUCAUUGAACUCUGUACUCCUGGCAUAAAGCAAGAAAACAUGGGCCCAAUGUAUUGUCAGGCAAACUUCCCUGGGUCUAAUCUGCUGGGUACUAAGGUCUCUGCCAUAUCUAUCCAUGGUGUCAGUACCUCUGGAGGACAGAUGUAUCACUAUGAUUUGAAUACUGCAUCGCUCUCUCAGCAGCAGGAUCAGAAACCAAUCUUUAAUAUCAUUCCAUCUCUUCCUGCCGGUUCCGAAAAUUGGAAUAGGCGCCAGGGAUCAGGGGAUGAGACGUUGGCUCCUUUGGGAACGCUCAACCUUUCUGGCAGACCUGCUUUCUCCAAUGGCUAUUCAAGCCCUGGAAUGAGAUCAGAUGUAAGCUCUUCUCCCUCCACAACCUCAGCAACUACGGGACCACCUCCCAAGCUUUGCCUGGUUUGCUCUGAUGAGGCCUCUGGGUGCCAUUAUGGAGUUCUCACUUGUGGCAGCUGCAAAGUGUUCUUCAAAAGAGCUGUGGAAGGGCAGCACAACUAUCUGUGUGCUGGGAGAAAUGAUUGCAUUAUUGACAAAAUCCGGAGGAAGAACUGCCCCGCGUGCCGCUACCGGAAGUGUCUGCAGGCUGGCAUGAACCUGGAAGCUCGGAAAACAAAGAAGAAGAUCAAAGGAAUGCAGCCGGCAGGCGCGGCAGGAGCGCGGGACGCGCCGGAGGGGCCCGGGAACAAGAGCAUGGUGCCCGCCUCGCUGCCGCAGCUGACGCCCACGCUGGUGUCCCUGCUGGAGGUGAUCGAGCCCGAGGUGCUGUACUCGGGCUACGACAGCACCCUGCCCGACUCCAGCUGGCGCAUCCUCUCCACCCUCAACAUGCUGGGGGGAAGGCAGGUGGUGGCUGCCGUCAAGUGGGCCAAGGCCAUUCCAGGUUUCCGAAAUUUACAUCUGGAUGACCAAAUGACCCUGCUGCAGUACUCGUGGAUGUUCCUGAUGGCUUUUGCUUUAGGAUGGAGAUCAUACAAGCAAUCCAAUGGAAAUCUCCUGUGCUUUGCACCAGAUCUGAUUAUUAAUGAGCAGAGAAUGAAUCUCCCCUGUAUGUAUGAACAAUGCAAACACAUGCUUAUGGUUGCCCGAGAGCUCUCCCGGCUUCAAGUCUCCUACGAAGAAUAUCUCUGCAUGAAAACCUUGCUUCUCCUCUCCACAAUUCCCAAGGAAGGCCUGAAGAGUCAGUCUUUGUUUGAGGAAAUCCGUAUGACCUACAUUAAAGAGCUGGGAAAGGCCAUAGUGAAGAGAGAAGGGAACUCCAGCCAGAACUGGCAGCGGUUUUAUCAGCUGACCAAACUGUUGGACUCUAUGCAUGAUGUGGUUGAAAAUCUUCUGAGCUUUUGCUUCCAGACAUUUUUGGAUAAAUCCAUGAGUAUUGAGUUCCCAGAAAUGUUGGCAGAAAUCAUCAGCAAUCAGAUACCAAAAUAUUCAAAUGGAAAUAUCAAGAAGCUCUUAUUUCAUCAGAAGUGACUGCCUUAAUACAAAAGGGUUGCCUUAAGAAAACGUCAAGUGAUAGCUUUUCUUUUUUUUUUUUGUAAAGGAAAAACCUAACAGACUUGUUCAUUUUGUCCUUGCCCCGGUGUUUCUUUUGUACUUAUGCACUACAUGUGGUUUACAGAGGGCCAAGACUUAGGCUAUAGAAGCAGCGGAUUUCUCACAUUUGGUGAAAAAUGGGGGAGAAAGGAAAAUAGAUCUUACUUGUUAGAAAUUCUGGGUCUCCCCUCGAGCAACAUCCAUGGAUGCAUCAAAACCACCAGUGACAAGAUCUGAGGCUGUGUCUGAACAUUCUGCUGAUCAGUUCCUGCAGUUGGCUGGAGACAAUUUCCUAGGCUUUUUGUUUUCCUUUUUUUUUUUUUUUCUUUUUUUAAGUAAAGUGUUUUGGAUUUUUUUUUUUUAAAGUUAAAGUAGCAUUUUGGUUUAUGCAUGUAACCUGAAGAAAGUUUACAAGUGUAUAUCAGAAAAGGGAAGUUGUGCCUUUUAUAGCUAUUACUGUCUGGUUUUAGCAAUUUCCUUUAACUUUAUAUACCGUGAACUAGGCUUGUUCAUUUUUUCUUACAUAAUUUUUUUGUAAUACUUCAAGAUGCCUAUUGUACAGCUGGUUUUUUAAGGUGGGGCAGCUCGUAGCUUUCCUAAAUGACCUCUAGACAUUAAUCCUUGAGUAUAUUCGUGUGAAAAUGGGUUGGGCUUUUCUAACCUGAUAGCUUUCAACUGUCAAAAUGACCUUAGAAAUUUGGCAUUUUUUAAGGGCCAGGGUGGGUGGGAGAACACUCUCAAAAUCUAAUUUAAAUAGAUGCAAAUGAAACAAUUCUUUUGGUAUAUGUGCAAAAGUGUUGGAUAUGCAGAUUCUUAGCAAACGAACCCAGUCCUAACUGGAUGUAAAUGAGCAGGUUAUUUUAUAUAUUGAAAAAAAAAAAAAAAAGCCUGAUUUUUGCAUAUAAUGCAACAGCCAUAACGAGAAGAGUCAUGGGCUGCAUUGAUGCCAAGAAGAUCAGUCCUGACUGCCCAUCAGGAAAUUUUCAGGAAAAUAUGCAUAGCUUAAGAAAAGUUUACUUCUGUGUGGAGAAACUCACAUUUUCUAUACACUUAAAUCUCUCAUCAUACAAGUGUUUGGGGAAAAGACACCAUGGACUUACGAGGCAGACGUGUAAUUAUGCCCAGUGCUUUGGUUUUGUCCCGUUUCCUUGUCUUGGUUCCAGACUCUCUUCCUCGGGGAGACGCCGCGCGCUGCCCGCCCAGAUCUCGGGGUGCACAGACUCCAGCCCGGCGUGGGCAGAGCCCCGUUUUCCCACCUGCACUUCCCAAGCCCCUGGUUCACCCCCUUUCCUGGAGAGCAGGAAAGCUCCGCUACUGAUUUCGUGGUCUUAGAGUCGUAUGUCCAACGUUCUGUCUUUGUAAGGCUGCAUCCCUUCCUCCGGAGCUCCUGGCGUGCCAUACAAUUCCCACAGGUCUUGUGAAUUUCUCCGUGUUGCCAUUGAGAACUGUAUUUUAAAACGUUUAGAAGCUGUAGUAGCCUUUUCUACGUGCACCUUAAGAAUUUUCUGUAUCUCAAAAUUUAAAUAUUUACGAAGCCACUCUAAAAUUUGAUUUUUACUCCAAGUGGCCAGAUGAUUUGUGUAAUAGAAAUGAGAAAGAUCAUCUGAUAAAAUACAAAACCUAAUAUAUUUUUAUAUUUAGUUAUAGUUUCAAAUAUGUAUAAUCGGUAUAUUUGCUGAUUUGAGAAAAGAAGGGAAGGGCUACUGCAGCUUUAAAAGCAAUUUAUUAAAUGAUUGUAAAAUAGCUUGUAUAGUGUAUAAUAAGGAUGAUUUUUAGAUGACAGAUUGCUUUAUCAUGAUACAUGUAAUUAUAUUUUUUGUAGGGGUCACAGAUGUGCUGGAUGGUAACCCACACAGGGGUGGUUUGUCUGCAGGUAGUGCUGAAGGCCUCGGUGUUCCCUAUCCAAAGAAGUACUCUGUGUAGAAAGGAAAACCUGUGUUCAGUGGCUGUUGUAGGGUCAGUUUUGUGUUUAGCCAAUCACUGUGUAAAAAUGCAAGUGGGAGCUUGGGUGGAAGACUCCUAUCUGUAUGGGUGGUUACCAGGCACAGCUCCAUCAGACCCCUGCUGCAAACAGUGUGAGCCAGGCAGGCGUGCACCUCUGAACAGACGGGGUUAAUUUCACAUACAGCCCCGCAGACCACAGCAAAAGCAGCUUAAAAAAAUCUGGCAAUAAUACACAUAGAGGUACCAGCAAUAUGUAAAUACGGAGCAUAGGUUGUUCACAAUACACUAGCACAUUUCUACUGUUCAGCAAGAGUUUGUUUCCAAGUGAGAUAGGAAACUAAAUUUUCAUCCUUUCUUAAAUCUCUUUUUGAAUGUUACACCUAUUAAAAAAGAUACUAUAUUCAGUACUUUGGAGUAAAGUACCAUCUUUAAUUAAAAAAAAAAAAAAAAAGGUAAUAAUUCUCUUCUCUUUGAAUGAUCUGUAAAGAAUAUGUACAUUUUGUAACAGUUAAGGUAAAGUUCAGUAUUUUAAUUACAACUUUCAGCCCAACUCAAUGAAAAUAUUCCCGUGACCUGUUGAGAUACAGAUAGGAGUUUCAUACCAGUUGGUUUCAGGUGGGCUCUUCAGUUAACAGGAAAACUGUUCUUGCUUUGGAGAAUGUUUUUAAGAGUUGCAUCCCCGGAUACCUCAAUUGGAGCUUGUGUGAAGGAGCGUGUGAGCGUGGGUGAGUCUGUGUACACCGAGACACAAAACUUCUUCUUUUGCCAGCUAGAAAGGAACUACAGUGAACACGAACAAAUUACCACCACCCUGAGAGAACUGGUAUCAUAGGAGGAGAGGCUCUCUACCCCCUUCUUGUCUAUCUGCCUGUAUAUUCAUUUUUAGUUGAUGGAUUCAAGGAAAAAAAAAAAAAGGAAACUGUGAUGUUAGAAGAAAGCAAUUGUCCUGUGCGUGCUGUUCGGUUUUAAACUUCACAACUAGAAAUCUGUAGUGCUUUAGUAAGCAGUGAGGAGUCCGUGUUCUGUGUAUCCGUAGUCCUUGUAGCAGUGGGUAGUAUCUGCACUCUGGAUAAAGCAGGGAGAAUUCUGACUUUGUCUCUUCAGUGCCUUAUCACAAAGUGCAUCGAGCGAGGGACGGCGCCGCCGGCAGCGCCCGCUGCCCGAGGACUGGGAAUGGCCUUAGUGGGAGAGGGCAGGGAGCGAGGUGUGGUGGGAGCUGUGGCAGGGAGGGCGGAGGGAGGGAGGGGCUGGGGAAAGGUGCCAAGGGGAGCCGGAAAGUGACCUUGCCAUUUUCACAGAAAAAGGUAGAAAACAGGAGGAAGUGCCUGGAUGAACGUAAGCUCAAUCCUGUUUCCCGCAGUCGAACUUCAGCGAGUGAGGACUUCAGGGUCAUACCUUACGAGAUUUUUACAAGAUUGUAUGUAUUAUGUACUAGUUGAACUCUCAUCUGCAGUCCAGUCUGCAGCCAGGUGUUGCUGAGCCAUCCGUGUUACAUAGGAACCAAAUUUUCAGGAAAGGAUUCCGACCUCUUUCCAACGGUGAGAGGCACUUUGGUGACGGGCUGUGUGUAUGAAAAUAUCCCCCCACCUCCAAACUAACUCGUGUAACAGCAGAGUCAGCGAUGUGUCAUUAUUCUAUUUUGUAUAUUAAAGGAAAGAUAUAUGCUGGGGACAAAUCCUAUAUCAUACCGGUGUAUGGCAUUAUUAAAAAAAAAAAAAUCAUUAUUUUUAUCACAGUAAUUUUAAACAGCAUAAAGAAAUUAAACCAGUGACUCCUGUUUAAAAAUAAAAGUUGUAGUUUUUUAUUCAUGCUGAAUAAUUCUGUAGUAACGAGUCUGUAGUUUUCACCUACUCAGUGAAAUGUUGGACUGUAAAAGCUUGUGUGGAAUUGUUGAACAUUUAUUUUUUCAUUUAAAUUUGCUGUUCUGGUAAUACAAAGCCACACAUUGUACAGAGGUUGCAGUAAAUGUGAGCCAUUUACAGCAAUGCCGAAUAAUGGACAGAAACCAUAUAAUAAAAUUCUGCUUUUUUCAUUAAA